Messenger RNA from Vanderwaltozyma polyspora DSM 70294, 123 nucleotides. RefSeq lists its product as uncharacterized. The record is from RefSeq and is a predicted model, not a curated record. Lineage: Eukaryota; Fungi; Ascomycota; Saccharomycetes; Saccharomycetales; Saccharomycetaceae. Gene Ontology annotation, biological process: regulation of catalytic activity. Gene Ontology annotation, molecular function: enzyme regulator activity. The coding region runs from base 1 to 123 and encodes 40 amino acids. The transcript has a single exon.
AUGACUUUACCAGGUGGUGUUAUUUUAGUUUUUAUUUUAGUCGGUUUAGCUGGUAUUGCUAUUGUCUGUACCAUUGCUUACAGAAAAUGGCAAGCUAGACAAAGAGGUUUGCAAAGAUUCUAA